AUAAAGAUGGUGGAUUGACUGCUCAUCUAACUAAACAAUUACAUUUUGGUAGAAAUCAAUUACGGCCAUGGAUGAUUAUAAAGAUUAAUUUAAUGUAAUUUGAAAAGUACGUCACAUAUUUGUUUGUAUUGUAUAGUACUGACUUAAAUUAUGGAAGGUAUAAAGCUUGGAGUGCGAGAGCAACAAUAUUAUGCUGAAUUAUUUCAAGCUUGUGAUGCUGAAGGAAGUGGAAAAAUUACUGGACAAAAAGCAUCGGAGCUAUUCCUUGCUUCUGGAUUAAACCCCGAUAUUUUAAAACAAAUUACAGAAUUAUGUGGAGCCAAACGUUUGGGUCACUUUGGUAGAAGCCAGUUUUACAUUGCCUUAAAGCUUGUUGCACUUGCACAGUCUGGACAACCAGUAAAGCUAGAUGCAUUGAAUUCUG
Molecule: messenger RNA, 424 nt
Organism: Physella acuta
Lineage: Eukaryota; Metazoa; Mollusca; Gastropoda; Physidae
Product: ralBP1-associated Eps domain-containing protein 1-like
Biological process (GO): endosomal transport; endocytosis
Cellular component (GO): plasma membrane; cytoplasm
Molecular function (GO): calcium ion binding; protein binding
Source: RefSeq, a predicted model, not a curated record